AUCCCCGGUGGCUGGUCCACACUCCGGUGUCUCUCUCUCUCCCCCAGUAAUUGUCACGUUUAGGAAGAUCAGAUGGCAGAGGGUGGAGUUAAUGAUUGGACUGACGGAGUGACACCAGCGUGUUUACCUGCUGUGAGCACUGCGAUAGCGGCCAGCGCAUUCCUGAACCACAGAGGAGCUGCAGCCACUGCCAUCCAGGAAACGCAGCAGUAGCAGCAGCAGCCGGCUCUGCUGGGCGCUCACUGAUGGAAGCUUUGUUUUAGCUCCAUCCUGCAAGCUGCUGCUGCUGCUUCUGUGAGACAACGCGAUCACCAUUUCCCUAUCAGUGCUGAUGCCUUUUAUGUGAUCGGAUUGCAGAAACCUAAUCCUCUUGUCUGCUAAGGGGGCAGAGUCCUAGGGAAGGAGAAGAAGACUACCAUUGAGUGAGAGCACUCUUGCGAUUAAUAAUGAAGCCCUCGCCUGCAGGCUGUUGUGGGGAUGAGGGUGUCUGCUGAGCCUGAGAUCUCAGCCUGGAUGCUGGAAGAGUUAGCAGGGAUAUAACCCUUUGGAUGAAUUUGCAAGACCUGGUCAGCGGUACCUGCAUGUGCUCUAACAUUAGCCGUUUAUAAUAUGCUAAUGCAUUGGGUUACAUUACUGUCAAGGGAAUAUUUUCCACUAUAACCUCAUUUUCUAACAGAUUUGCCCCAAGUGAAGUCUGACAGAAAAUGAUACUGAAGCUCUUGAACUGGAUAACUUUUGCAAUAGUUUUGGGGAAUUACUUCAAAUGCAAUCAAGCACAGAGUGAUGAAGACUGGCAAUAUGAGGAUUGUGAACUUGCCAGGUCUGGUCCACCAGCUACUAUAGUUGCUAUAGAUGAAGAAAGUAGAAACGGCACAAUAAUUGUGGACAAUAUGCAAAUUAAAGGGACUGCUGGAGGCCUCUUUUCCACAAUACAACUUUCCUUGAUAGAAAAUGUGGACUACUGGGUGAUUUUGGAUCCAGUGACUCAAAAGUUAUAUCUCAACAGCACUGGAAGAGUUCUAGAUAGAGAUCCACCAAUGUCCAUCCAGACCUUCGGUGUCAAAAUACAAUGCACAAAUUUAAAAGUUGGCAGCGUCAUUACCCAUGUAGUACGAGUAGUGGUGAGAGACAGAAAUGAUAAUUCCCCCUAUUUUCUACAGCAGAGUUACUCUACUAUGGUCAAUGAGUUAACCCCAGUUGGUACCACAAUCUUCACUGGAUUUGCAGACAAUGGUGCUAGAGACAUAGAUGAUGGUCCUAAUGGUCAGAUUGAAUAUUUUAUCCAGUAUAACCCCAAUGAUACUGCAUCCAAUGAGACGUUUGACAUUCCCCUCACACUGUCCGGAGCAAUGGUAUUACGUCGCAGGUUGAAUUAUGAAGAAAAGAAACGUUAUUAUGUCAUAGUUCAAGCCAAUGACCGUCCCCUCAAUCCUGUUGAAAGGAGGACAAGUACAACAACUUUGACAGUUGAUGUUCUUGAUGGUGAUGACCUUGGUCCUAGAUUUCUUCCUUGUAAACCGGUGACCAACACCCGUGACUGUCAACCGUUAACAUACAGAGCAAGCCUUCCAGAACUCAGCCCUCCAGCAAGAGUGAAUCCAAUUAAUGUCACACCACCUAUACAGGCUGAAGACCAAGAUAAGGAUAUUUUACCAGUCUCUGACAGGCCUGGCAUCCUAUUCUUCCUCCUAGUUGGCACUCCUGAGAAUUAUGCUGAAUAUUUCCAUAUGAAUCGUACAACGGCCGUGCUUUCGCUUCUAAAACCAAUAAGUAGAGAUUUGUACCAGAAAUUUGAUUUGGUUAUUAAGGCUGAGCAAGACAAUGGACAUCCGCUCCCAGCAUUUGCCAAUCUUCAUAUUGAAAUCAUGGAUGAGAACAAUCAGGCUCCGUACUUUACCAUUGCCACAUAUCAGGGUUACAUAUUGGAGUCUUCACCAGUUGGAACAACCAUCUCUGACAAUCAGAACUUAACGGCUCCACUGAGAUUCAUAGCUCUGGAUAAUGAUGUUGAAGAAACAAAAGAUCCCCAGCUCUACUUGUAUUUAACAGACUACAGUACAGUGUUUGCGGUGACCCAAUCUGGAAUUACUCGCCAUCUAACAUUACUUCAACCAGUUGAUCGUGAACGUCAGCAGAUUUAUAGAUUUUCUAUAGUGGCUUCAGAUGGUACCCAAGAAAGUGCUCCAGUCAAUGUGGACAUCCUAGUUAUUGAUGCAAAUGACAACACCCCUACUUUUUCAAACAUUUCUUAUAAUGUCAAGAUUUAUACAGACAUGGCCACUGGGGAGAGCAUUAUAAGACUCACAGCUGUGGAUGCGGAUGAAGGUCUUAAUGGUCAAAUUACAUAUGAAAUCCUUGCUGGGGGUCAGGGGAAGUUUGUCAUUAACAGCAAGACGGGAGUCAUCACCGUUGCUCCAGGAGUCACGCUGACAGUUGGGGAUUCCUAUGCGCUCACUGUAAAGGCCUCUGAUAAUGCUCCUCUAGCACAAAGAAGGAGUUCCAUCACUACAGUAUACAUUGAAGUUCUUCCACCAAAUAACCAGAGUCCUCCACGCUUUGCUCAACUGAUGUACAGUCUUGAAGUCAGUGAGGCUAUGCGUAUAGGGGCUGUUCUAUUAAAUCUGCAGGCUACAGAUAGAGAGGGGGAUCCGAUUACAUAUUUAAUACAAAAUGGAGAUCCUCAGAGAGUCUUCAAUCUUUCUGUAAGUUCUGGACAUUUAAUUUUGGCAAAACCUUUGGACAGGGAAAGUACAGACCGUUACAUAUUGAUAGUGACAGCUUCGGAUGGUCGACCGGAUGGAACAUCAACUGCUACUGUUAAUGUGCUGGUGACGGAUGUGAAUGACAAUGACCCAGUCUUUGAUCUUUACCUGCCUAGAAAUCUCUCAGUGCAAGAGGAAGAAGUGAAUGCUUUUGUGGGUCAAGUCAGGGCAACUGAUCCUGAUGCUGGAGUCAAUGGUCAAGUCCGUUACAGCCUGGCAAACCUCAAUAACAUUUUCCGGAUCACAUCCAAUGGUAGUAUUUAUACAUCUGUAAAGUUGGACAGGGAAAUAAGAGACUAUUAUGAACUCAUUGUCGAAGCAACAGAUGGUGCGCAAACGGACCCUCGUCGUUCUACAAUAACACUGGUUAUUAAAGUUAUUGAUAUUGAUGACAAUAGCCCUGUAUUUACAAAUUCCUCAUAUGUUGUCUCCGUACCAGAGAACAUGGUGCCCGGUACAGUCUUUUUACAAGUACAGGCAAAGGAUGCUGAUCUUGGUGCUAAUGUUACUUAUCGGAUAAGAUCCCAGGAAGUUUUGCAGCUUUUUACAAUGAACUCAUCAAGUGGAGAGCUAUCCCUUCUGAAACCCCUCGACUAUGAAUCAUUCACGGGCAAGGAGGCGGUGUAUGUAUUUCUUGUAGAAGCUUUUGACGCAACAGGCAGCAUGCCUCCCGGAAUUGCUACGGUGACAGUGAGAGUGAAGGAUAUGAAUGAUUAUUCGCCUGUAUUUAACAAAGCCAUCUACUGGGGAAUGGUUGCUCCAGAUGCUAUUAAGGGCACUGUUAUUGUAACAGUUACUGCUGAAGAUUAUGAUCCUCCGGGAACGCCUGCAAGUCAUGUCAGGUACAAAGUAGACGUGGUCCGGUUUCCAUACAGUGCUAGCAUAUUUGAUGUGGAAGAGAACACUGGUCGUGUUGUAACCAGGGUGAAUCUCAAUGAAGACCCCAGCACGAUCUUCACACUGGUUGUGAUCGCUUAUGAUGACGGGGACCCUGUGAAAUCUAACAGCACAAUGGUUAUAAUAACAGUUCUGCAGCCAUCUGUAAUCCCACGGUUCACUCAAGAGGAAUACAGGCCACCUCCAGUGAGUGAAGCUGCCCCAAUUGGUACCACAGUUACUGUGGUAUUGGCUGCUGCACAAAACCAGACCAUGGUGUAUUCCAUCAUCUCAGGGAAUGAUCAAGGUAUGUUUGCCAUUGAUAACAUCACAGGGGUUAUCUCGGUCAUAAAGCCUCUGGACUAUGAAAAUACUACAAGCUAUGAACUUAGAAUUCAAGCUGAUUCUAUGCAAGUGGCUAGAUUUAAUCUGCGAGCAGCCUCUAAAAGUAAUACAGCUAUGGUGUACAUUGAAGUACAGGAUGAAAAUGAUCAUGUGCCACAAUUUUCAAAAAAGCUCUAUCUUGGGGGAGUGUCCGAAGAUGCCAGGAUGUUUGCAUCAGUCCUCAAAGUGAAGACUACAGAUAAGGACACUGGAAACUACAGCGUCAAUAGUUAUAAACUAAUUGUGCCACCUAUUAAAGACAGCAAAGAGGGAUUUGUAAUUGAAUUAUAUUCCGGUGUCAUCAAAACUGCAAUGCUCUUUAAGAACAUGAGGAGGUCUUAUUUCAAGUUUGAAGUCAUUGCAACAGAUGAUUAUGGAAAGGGACUAAGCAGCAAGGCCGAUGUUAUUGUUUCUGUGGUCAAUCAGUUAGAUAUGCAAGUUAUCGUCUCUAAUGUCCCUCCUACAGUUGUGGAAGAAAAUAUAGACAAUCUGAUAAGCAUUCUUGAAGGUUACGUCCAGGACCAAAUUCCAGGUGCAGCAGUUGUGGUUGAAUCCAUUGGUGCCAGGAGAUAUGGAGAUGGUUUCUCAGAAGAAGACUACACCCAGUGUGACUUGAUGGUUUAUGCCGUUGAUCCGCUAACGAACCGGGCUAUAUCACGUAAUGAGCUCUAUAAGUUUUUGGAUGGCAAAGUGCUUGACAUUAAUAAACAGUUCCAGGACCACAUUGGCCUUGGCGGACGUAUUCUGGAAAUCCGCACCCCGGAUGUAGUAGCCAAUGUUAAAAAGCAAGCCCAGGCUGUAGGCUACACUGAGGGAGCAUUGCUUGCAUUGGCCAUUAUUAUCGUCCUCUGCUGUAUACCGGCUAUAUUAGUUGUGAUGGUCAGCUACAGACAGUUUAAAGAGAGGCAAGCUGAAUGUGCAAAGACAGCGAGGAUCCAGAUGGCGAUGCCAGCAGGCAAACCAUCAACCCCUGCUGCCAAUAAUCUGUAUGAAGAGCUGGGUGACAGCACUAUGUAUGAACUGCCACAGUAUGGAAGUCGGCGAAGAUUGCUAUCGCCAUCUGGCAUGUAUGAGGAAUAUGGAGAAGUGGUUGUGGAAAAUGAUGGUAACUAUUACUACAGUCCACAUGGGCCUGCAGCAGAGGGAGAUGGACGAAUUCGUGGCAGAGCUCCUUCUAGGAGAGGUAGAGGGCUAGGACCAGGCAGAGGAAGUAUAGCAGGCAGGCCUGGGCCAGCCAGAGGUAGUAUACAAGGGGUAGCUAGAACCAGUCAAGCAAAGAAAAAAAUGAAGGCAGUUGUGCAGUUAAGUCGAAUUGCAGUCAGCCCUCAAAAGAGCUCUGAGGCUGCAGAUGCUACUUCCCGUUCUCCUUGGAAAAAAGCCAGAAUAUUCCCGAUGAUCCUUCAAAAAGUGAAAGGCAGUGGAAAAGACUCUACAUACGCCAAACUGGUCUCUGCACGUCAAGUUGAAGGUGAUGACAGCAUGGUCAUUAAAGGGAACUAUUUCCAAAAAUCAGCCGAUAAGCACUCUGUCACCAGAAAACUUGACCGUGCCCUCCAACGCCUUAGUGUAGCUAGAAAGCUUCACUCACGACGGAAAUCAGUGACCUCUUCCACUAAAACUUCCACCGCCGGCAGUGAUAAAGACAAAGAGGAGGAAGAUUCAGAUAUAAGCGAAUCUGAAAGAGAGGAGAGUAAAUCUGGAGUUUCAAUUAGCGUAACAGCAGAUAGUGGAUCUGAAGAAAGUGAAGAUUCAGGUGAUGAAGAUAAAAUGUCAUCAAAACCAUCUGAGGGAUCAUCCCGAAGGAGUAGCACUUCUCCAUCUCAAGCUGAUAAAGAUUAUCUGAAGGUAACUUUGGAUCAGGAUGAAACAAAUGAAAGUACAGUCGAUUCAGAUGAAGAGAGAGAUGACAACUUAGAUGAGUCAGAGGAUGAAGCACACUCUAUUUCCAAGUCCAUAGAAAGUGUACAGGAAGAGACAGCAGAUGAGGACACAGAAGAAGAGGAGGAUAAAGAAUCUGAAAGUGUUCAUUCAGAAAAAUCUAGUUUACAUGGUGAAGUAUCAGCCUCUGAAGCAGAAUCCAGGAAAUCUUUGAGAAGUUCAGACAAGCAAUCCGAAAGCAUCAAACAAGGGACAGAUGCUUCCAGUGUACAGAGUGAAAAGAGCGAUGAUGCCAGCAGAGAAUCUGCAGAAGAAAGUGGAAAGAGUAGUUCAAAAUCUAGCUAUAGAUCAAAGAAGUCAUUAGUUGACAGUGAAAUACAAAGUACUAUUGAGGAAGGCUCUGAAGAUGACCAGUCAGCAGAAGAGGAGGAAAAGGAUGAUAUUAGUAAAGCAAGUGAUGUUGGCAGUCAAGCGGACAGAGAUGACUUAAGUGAAGCAUCUGAAACUAAGACAUCAGUAAAAAGUGAAGACAGUCACAGUAGGAGCAGCCAGCUUACAGAUGCACAGAGUAAUAUAAAAAGUGAUGAUGAGGAGGAUGAUGAUUAUAAUAAUAAUGAUGAUGAUGAUGAUGUUAGUCAAGGAAAUGUAUCUCUUAGCAAUCAAAGUCAAAGCACCAUAGCCAGCCAGGAAGCUGAUAACAUUUCCCAGUCUUCUCAUGAUUCUGAAGUCCAAAACUCAAAUGAAAAUACAGAAAGUAACAGCCUCAGCAUGAAAGGAUCAUCUAACCAAUCAGAUGAACAUGACACUGGUCAUGGAUCGGACUCUAAUGUGUCUGUUUCUGAAGCUGCUGGUGACUCCACAUCAUUUUGAAAGCAAACAAUUGCUAGUAAAAAGCGGAUCAAAUUAGUUGUGGAUCGGGAAUAUGAAACUAGUUCUACCGGAGAGGAGAGUGCUCCAGAAUCCCA
Molecule: messenger RNA, 6865 nt
Organism: Pseudophryne corroboree (corroboree frog)
Lineage: Eukaryota; Metazoa; Chordata; Amphibia; Anura; Myobatrachidae
Gene: PCDH15
Product: protocadherin related 15
Exons: 36
Coding region: 705-6770 (2021 amino acids)
Biological process (GO): homophilic cell-cell adhesion; calcium-dependent cell-cell adhesion; multicellular organism development
Cellular component (GO): plasma membrane; stereocilium; catenin complex
Molecular function (GO): calcium ion binding; cadherin binding
Source: RefSeq, a predicted model, not a curated record